AUGGCAGAAGUACCAAGUGAAAUUUCUAUGAACAUAGAAGCUAUGGAGGCCAGUGAUGAGGGAAAGAAGAAAUCCAAAUUUAAAGUCUUAAAGAGCUUCUUUGUUAAGAAGAAGAAAAAAGACUCUGAAGAGAAUCCUUCUCAACGAGGGAGGAGGCUACAAUCUAGCCUGUCCAGCAGCAACAUCAGCAUCUCAUGCCUGAAGGCAGCUGAGGAAGGUUCGCCAAAUGAACCUAGGGUGAAAACAACCUUGGGGAGCAAAGCUCUGUCCCAUGACAGCAUCUUUAUGUUGGAUCCUGAGCUUGAAAGAUCAACAAAUAUAAAGUACUCCACUCCGGAGACACAAAAAGGCAUACCUCAGCAGAAAGCUCAUACUUCCAGAACUUUGCCUAGAAUUGGAACUGUUGUUAUGCAUGGAGCUGACUAUGAAGCUAUGCCCUGCUAUGCACCCAGAAGUGGAGUCCGGCGUCCAGGCUCUCCGAUCCCUGAGACCCUAGUACUUCGCCCACGCCAACAAAGCACCAGCCCACCAAUUAUGAGGUCUCAUGCAAUCUCUAAGGACUUGGAAUUAAUCUCUAUUGAGGAAGAGUCAUAUAAGAGCGUACUUAAAAAGACUUCACCACACAAGCUGUUGGCAUUGAAAAGGAAAUCCUUUGAGAAACCUUCUGGAUCAGUUUGCUCACAUUUCUUGACCACAUUUGCCAUGAUGAACUCUCCCAGCAGCACCCAGCCCACUAGUUUUGGCACCCCAGCCACCACCAUGAGCUGUUUGGAUACUUUAGCUGCUCGACACAAGAUGACUUUAAAUCCCAGGAAAUAGAAGAAACCCUUAACACCUGAAAUUCCUGAAACAAGAGACUUGGAAACCAACUCAGAAGAUGAACUAAAACCUUUGCAAAUUUCUCCUGAGGAAGUUGUAUGUUUUGAAGGAUCCAUAUUCCAAAGAGAGAUGGUGAAAAGAAAGGAGGAUCCAAACUUUCAACUGUUUGCUGAAGAAGAGAAGUUUGCAACCAAAUCAAGACAAGAUGAGCAAAAGACAAGAGAUGAUGUUUAUACAGAAUCCACCAGCCAGAAACAGAGUGACAAAGCAGAGCUUUGUGAAAAGAAGACCACAGAACAAGAUUCUGCUGUAAUUCCAGACUACCCAUUGUCUGACCCCAUUGAACAAGUGCAUGGAAGAAAUGACUCAAGUGCUUCUGGAACAAGUGAGAGUGAAUCAACAGGAAGAAGAUUUCAACAGUCCAGUCUAGGAUUUGAUAUCAGUGAUGAAACUAGGUCCCCACCUCCUGAUAAGUGUUCUAGUGACAUGCUUUGGCAUAUGUUCAUGGAGAAGUCAAGCCUGAGUCCACCUACCACUGUACCAUCUGAGGUCAUUACUCCUCAAGAGUUGGUCUCAGAUAAAGAUCAUAUGGGAGGGCAAAAAUAUAUUCCAGAUUUAGAAUCCACAAAAGCAUCAGCACCACUAAUUAUGUCUGAAGAUGUAAAGGAGUCUAUGAUUCAAAGCUCACCUUCCUACUUUGGAGAUAAUAAUUCUGUAAUUGAGAAAACAACAGAAGAAACCAGAGAGUCUCUUUUGUCGAUGAUAGACAGCCUAUCUGCCAAGCAAGAAGAUGUUGCUGUCCCCAUGGCAAUGGAGAAACAAGUAUCUGAGGAGACUUCUCAUUUCCCCUCAGAAGAUGUAACUGCUUCCAGCAUUGAUUUCCCGAGUAUCCAUUUUAAAAUGGAAUCAGUUCAAGAUCUUCCAUCUCUCUUCAAAGAAAAACCUACUGGGAGCCUUUGCCAGGCCUUUCAAAGCAGUGUUUUGAGCACAGCCAGUGCUUUAGCCGAAGAAGACAUUUCCACAGAAAAGCCUCAUAUGAUCUUUGCCUGGUCCUCAGAAAAGCAUGAUGGUGAUGAUGAUGAUGAUGAAGUGCUCUUGGAUUCCAGCUGUGCUUCAAAGGAACGGGGUGGCAAUCACCGGCCACUAACUCCUGGAUAUUCUUUCCACUCCACACAGAUAGUUCCAGAUGAACCAGAAGUCUCUCCAGAUUUAGAAGAGUUUUCUAUUCCCCCAAAUUCCUCUGAGAAGCAAAUGUCCACCAAAUUUUAUGUCCAGUCCAUUGAGAAGUUCCAGGCUGAUGAUGUUCUGGUCAAAUCAGAGAGGUUUAUAGAGGAGGGGACUGAUUCUAACCAGCUUAUGAGUCUCGGAUAUACUAUCUCAUACUUGGUGAAGUCUGAAGAGAGCCCAGGAGUCUUCACAGAAUCCAAAGGUUCUGAGAAAUCGAGCACUCCUGAGGAGGAGCUGACUCCCACAGGCACCUCCCAGGCUUGGGUAGAGGCUGAAGAAGUUUCCACAGAAUCAAAUAGUUUUGUGGAGAAGUACAAUAGUGCUGAAGAUUGGAGCAGCUCAGAGGAAGGGGUGACUUCCAAACCCCCUUCUGAAACUUCAGAGAAGUCUGACAACCAAGAGGAAAUUACCUCUACUUCCAUGAACCUGCCUGAUGAGGAAAGUGUCUCUGAGGAACAGCUUACUUCCACAGACCCUUCUCAACUGACUGAGAGGCCCACUGCUCAGCGCCAGCACUCCUCCAGCUCAGUGAGUGCUUCUGAAGAACAGAUCAUACUUGAAGAGUCUCCCAGUCUGCCUAUUCAGCCCCAGGUGAGCCCCCAAAUUGAAAAACAAGUCUCUUCAGAGAUCACAGUUGAGUGUGGCAUUGCUACAGAGAAUCUGCUUCUUGAAACCAUUUUGAAUCAUCCCAUUAGGCCGAAAACUGAGGAAAAAGUCACAUCAGAUAUGGAAAUAAUGCCUCCAGAAGAGAUCACUUCUGUGGAACCACUGCUAGGAGAAGACCCUCCUCAGUCCUCCUUGCAAGAGGAAGGCAAGCCAGAAAUUUCCACAGGUACAGAGAGCACAGAUGUUGAAGAAAGGAUCUCUGUAAAUAUUCUGCUGCCCAAAAUUUUACCCCAGUCAUUUGUUGGACAGGAAGAGAAGCCAGAAGUCCUUUGGGAUGCAAAAAGUUCCCUGGGGGAGGAGACCCCUGCUCAGUCACAGUUCUGGGAGAAACCUCUUGUCAAUCCCCAUGGCUCUGCAGAUUCAGAUAACAGAGUAAAAGAGGAGAGCAUUUCAGGUGAGUCCUCCAGACUCCCUUCCCAGUCCUUGGUGAGCCCAAAAUUUGAGCCAAAAUUUCCCUUUGAAGAAAGACCAGUAGUUGAAGGGAAGAGUUCUCUGGUGGCAUCGCCUCCUAAAGUUCCUCUCAAGUCAUUGAUCAGCCCUACAAAACAGGAGGAUACGCUGUCAGAUUUGGAAGAGGCAACUGCAAAGAAAACCAGUCCAAUGGAGCCAGUGCUCCCUAGUUAUUCUUCAGUUGAACACAGCUCCCAGAGCACAUUUGCUGAAAAGAGCAAGUUAAUAGAGAGGUUGCUGCCCAGGUGGCCUAUCCCACCUUUUGGAAAGUCAAAAUCCCAGCCAUGUUCACCCCCACGCCAAGUGACGAAGGUUUCUGCCAAAUGGAGCAGCUCUAGGGAGCCAUUGCCUCCCUGCAGCCCUUUUCCACCAUGGAAGAGCCCAAGAUAUAAGCAGCAGACAUAUACAGUUACUGAAUUCAAGGCAAUCAAAACAGAGGCCCAGGAGAGCAUUUGUUCGGAGACACCAACUUCCGAACAGUAUUUGAAGACCUGGGAGACCUUAUCUUCUGAACAUUACUCACUAUGUCCAAAGAAAAUUGCUGAGGAUUGGGGCAUCUCUUUAGAACCACUGCCACCCAGAACACGUUCUUCGACCUCAGUAAGGUCACGCAUUGCUCGAGCAAUCACCUCAAGUAGCAAGAGUGCUUCUUCACAGUGGUCUAAGUCUGAGCAACCAAUGCCUCCUAGGUACACUGUCCAACCCUGGGUGAGCACCAAACCUGAGAAGAAAGGCUUUGAAACUCCAGAGAGAGAUGUGGAGGAAAGGGACACACCUCUGGAGCAGAUGAAUCCUGGAGCCCCUGUCAAGGUCACUAUGAAACCAACAGUCAAACAAACCAUGGAAGCAGGUCCAGAGAGUACUACCAAGGAGAAGGCAAUACCAACAAAGAACCUGCCUCCCAAACAACCCCGGUCCAUGAUAAAACCCAAAUUCCAGCAAGCCUCCACUGAUUUUGAGAGCUUGUCCAAGGAGGUAGUUUCUGAAAAGAUUUCUGAAAAGCCUGUGUUACCCAAAUAUCCAACCCAGUUCUCAGUGAGGCCAAAAGUGCAGGAAAUGCCCAGCCAUCCAGGAACGGCUGCAGUAGAAGGAGGCAAGCUGUCCUCCAGAAAGCCUUCCCAGUCAUUUGUGAAGUACAUGGCCCAACAGAUCUUUUCUGAGGGUCCUGCCAUUGCAGGAGGAACUCGCGGUCAUUCUCUGGCCUCAAAUAAGCCUUCCAAAUAUUUAAUGAAAUCAAAAGUGGAACACCCGAUUAGCUCAAGUAGGGAGAAUGUUGUUGAAGGCAUUUCUACCAAGCAGUCACGGACCCAUCAUCCUUUAAAGUCUUUGGGAACAUCUGAAGACCUUGAUGAAGUCUGUUCACCAGUGGAGAAUCCUUUAGCUAAGUGGGGUACUGCAAGAGAGAAGCUGCCUCUCAAACCUCUUCCCCGGGGAAAGUCUGAGUACCAGCAAGAUGAGAGGUCUGUUGAAGAAAGGAAGAGUCCUGAGGAGAAGAAGCCUCCCAGAUACCCUUUCCAAGCUGAAAAUAGAGCUGGCUUCCAGUCUCAGAAGUUCCCCAAAGGCUCCAUAAGUUCCAUCUCUGGUGCUGAGGAACAGUUGUCUCUCAAAGACCCUUGGCAGGUAGUAGAAGAACCUGAGCCUCAACAACCAGUUUAUUCCAAAGCCAUGGGUGAUGCUGCUGAUGGAGUCAAAUCUGAGGGAAAUCUCAGCAGUUGGUCCCUACCAAGACCCCCAAUUUCACCAAGCAAAACCAGAAAACAGUAUCAGAGCUCUGAAGACAUCCUUAAGAACAUCCAGAACCCUGCUUCCAAAGCUGUGAAGUUCUCCCUUCCUCCGACAAGUGAAACACCCUCUUCUGGGAGCAUUUACUCUAAGGAAGUUAUAAAGCAAGAUAAUGGAAAUAAAACCAGUGGUUUAGAGUUUUCCACCCACAAAACCGAUGUUGAAACCCUAUUUGGAGUCAGACUGAGAAAAACCUCACAGAAGUACAAGAGCGACAAGCCAGAGGGCUACUCCAGUAUUCUGUCAUUAUCCAAAGGCCAAGUUUCAUCGCCACUAGUUCAAGAGCAGCAAAGUAGUGUCUCCCAGGGGCACCUACCAACCUCAGAGAACCUCACCAAAAUAUCUAACUUAGAAGAGAAGCCACACAGCAGAUAUACACCUGAGAGCAUGACCAAGAAGCAAGACCAAUACAAGAUUCCAGAAAAGACUCAUACUCGAAAAUCAGAUCAUGCCUCCUAUGAGCCAACUUGGAUGACCAUGGUAAAGCAGAGACAGAAGAUUUUCCAAGAAGAUCUGCCAGUGAAAGAACCAAAGUUUAAGAGCAUUGCUGAAGCCAAGAUUGAACCCAAAUAUGGGGGAGUUGGAGCUUCAAAUAUCCAAUCAACCAAGAAGGUUUACUCUUCUCCCUAUGCUGACACAGAGCAGAAGAUGGCACUUGUGAAUCAACUCAAGUGUACCCUGGCAGCAGGACUUGAAGAGAAAAGGGUUUCUCAAGCAGGUGACGUAAGUAAAGAAGCAAAAAAUUCUGCAGCUCUCCCAGUGAAGCUUCAUCAGCCUGCUGACUCAGCUGAGCCAGCCUGGUUCUCCAUGGCCAAGAAGAAAUCCAAAGCAUGGAGCAAUAUAAGUGACACCACGCAAUAA
This is a messenger RNA of Sorex fumeus (smoky shrew), 5805 nucleotides long. Its product is annotated as KIAA1210 ortholog. The record is from RefSeq and is a predicted model, not a curated record. The transcript is spliced from 11 exons. NCBI's taxonomy places the organism in Eukaryota, Metazoa, Chordata, Mammalia, Eulipotyphla, Soricidae.